AAGACAAUCGUCGUUUUUUGGCCAGUGCCAAGGAUCGUUUUGCAUUUGUCUUGCGCCGUGACAAUGGCAAUGUGUUGGCGGCGCAUGGCCUCGCUUGUUGUCUUGGGUUGGAGGCGGACUAUGAUCGUUGCCAGUGCCUAUUGGAUCGAGUUGGAGAAGUGCGUCCGAACUGUAGCUACGUGCGUCGGCACCAUGAAGCGCAUAUGGCCAAUGUGAAGACGCUGAGUGACAGCUUCAAGCAGGCCAUUGACUACCUUGAACGUGAUCCGCAGCGAACGCCUUUACAGACAUCCUCGUUGGCAUUUUGUUUGGCUUGUGAAAGUCGCUAUGAGGAGGCCAUUGCGGCGCUCACCACUGUUGUAGCGGAAAAUCCUAACCUUCCACUUCUGCAGUAUAAUCUUGCUCUUUUGCACUGCGCUGCGUUUGUCUACGCGGUUUCGCACAAGGAGGCGAUCACUCCAGAGAAGGCGCGGGAUCUUCGCCAUUCCCUCGCCACUGGGCUUUCUAUGGCAUUUGAGUUUAUCCGCCAAGAGCCACGGUCCCAGGCGAUGGCGGUUGCAAAGACGUUUCUCAAGACCGUUUGCGCGUACUGCUUGGAUGUGAAUGAUGGCAGCAUCAGCCGACUCAUUUUGGUCGGCCAGCGUGAUACUGUGGAGUACGACCGGCAGUCCAAACUUUGGCAGCGUGUGUAUGAUGAGUUUCAAACGGAGAAGCGGAGUGAGGAGGAGCAGCGACAGGCAGAGGCGCGGCAACGCCAGGAGCAGGAGGUUCAGUUGGCCCGUGAGAUUCUGGAGGAUUUUCGGCGCUCACAGCUUGACCAGCCGACGAUUCUUGACGAGGAGAUACGCACCCGGCUUGAGGCGUACCGUGCGGAGUUCGGCUCUGCUGCCCCACCCGCCACCGAUGAUGCAGCGCAGCCAAUCGACCCCUUAGGCACCACUUCGACUGCGAUCCUUGGCGGCAUGAACCUCGAGGAGGACGGUGUGGGGUGGGCGGAAGCCGAAAGGGAUGAAGAGGAGCAUGAUGUGAAGGUAGAAGGGACGGAUGUUUCGGCGUGA
Messenger RNA from Trypanosoma cruzi, 1058 nucleotides. RefSeq lists its product as uncharacterized. Gene Ontology annotation, molecular function: RNA polymerase II complex binding. The annotation marks the transcript as partial. Gene Ontology annotation, cellular component: Cdc73/Paf1 complex. The record is from RefSeq and is a predicted model, not a curated record. Lineage: Eukaryota; Euglenozoa; Kinetoplastea; Trypanosomatida; Trypanosomatidae. The transcript has a single exon. Gene Ontology annotation, biological process: regulation of DNA-templated transcription.